CGUUUCGGGUCGAAAUAGACACGUUACUGUGCGCUGCGAGCGAGCGGAUGCUACCUGUAAGGAAGGGCUCACCUGGAUUACAGCUCUGGUCCACAUUUUGCAUUCAUUUUGCUGGAUUACGAGUAUAAUUUGGAUUAAAUAUGACUCUGGAAGAAGUUGUUGGAAAUAGCGCUACUGAGAAAAAAAUGGAGACAGUAAGUCAGGCUUUAGAAGAGCUGCUGGUAGCUGCGCAGCGACAGGGCUGUCUCACCGUGGGAGUGUACGAGUCUGCAAAGCUCAUGAAUGUCGAACCGGACAGCGUGGUGCUGUGCAUUUUGGCCACGGAUGAGGAAGAUGAGGAUGACAUAGCUCUGCAGAUUCACUUCACGCUUAUCCAAGCGUUCUGCUGCGACAUCGACAUAAACAUUUUGCGGGUGUCUGGCAUGAAGCGGCUGGCCCAGGUCCUGGGCGAGUCGACAGACAGCGAUGGCAGCGACGCCAAGGAUCUGCACUGCAUACUUGUCACUAAUCCACAUGUUGACCGUCUGAGGUGCCAGGCACUGGAGGAGGUGGGAAGCUACUGCGAAGAAAGUCGCUGCAAAAAUGAAUGGGUACCUUCACUGUCACUGCAGGAGCGCUGACCGGACUUCCGUGAGCGUGCAGAAGCGAUGCAAGAAGACGACUGACUCGUCAUUCGGAAAGAUGUUGUACGUGGCGGUUGACAGCGAGGAUGUUAUGUCAGGCAUCUGUUUGGAAGAAGGCGCCAUAGGAGGCCAGAAUGAUGACGGGGCCUUGUGGGGGUUUCGGUGUCUCCACCUCCAUGCGGAAUGGAGCAGUUGCGGGAAAAUGGGCUUUUUCCAGCUUCAUACCGUCUGGUCCGCUGAGCACAGAUGUUGCUGAGGAAGUGGUGGAAAUGGUACAGACUCUGUGGGUGAAAAGACUGAGGAAGGGCAGAGGAGACACAAUAUUUCCUUGUUGGACAAUGUGAUGUGGCUCAGCAAUGGAGGUCUCCGUAGAAAGGGCUGGAAGAGCGUCUGUGCUCAUGCUGUCAGAUUUGGCUUUUCCUGUGUGAAACGUUUCACUUGAAUUCUGAGUUGAAUUCACAGGUUGAAUUGUGAACGUAUUUAAAAAUAACUUUCUAUU
Messenger RNA from Scleropages formosus (Asian bonytongue), 1122 nucleotides. Its product is annotated as growth arrest and DNA damage-inducible protein GADD45 beta-like. The record is from RefSeq and is a predicted model, not a curated record. The coding region runs from base 141 to 620 and encodes 159 amino acids. The transcript has 4 exons. Gene Ontology annotation, biological process: regulation of cell cycle. Gene Ontology annotation, cellular component: nucleus; cytoplasm. NCBI's taxonomy places the organism in Eukaryota, Metazoa, Chordata, Actinopteri, Osteoglossiformes, Osteoglossidae.